This is a messenger RNA of Onychomys torridus (southern grasshopper mouse), 1712 nucleotides long. RefSeq names its product family with sequence similarity 107 member A (gene Fam107a). Gene Ontology annotation, biological process: actin filament polymerization; regulation of actin cytoskeleton organization; actin filament bundle assembly. Bases 244 to 669 code for a protein of 141 amino acids. The transcript is spliced from 4 exons. Gene Ontology annotation, cellular component: stress fiber; synapse; neuron projection. Lineage: Eukaryota; Metazoa; Chordata; Mammalia; Rodentia; Cricetidae. The record is from RefSeq and is a predicted model, not a curated record.
CCUGUCUCGGGCAGUUUAAGGCCCGCCCUUUGGGGGCGGCUGCCUCAGCCCUGGGACCUGCUUAGGGCUCCCUAAGACUGGGAGCUGCAGAGGAGCUUUCAGCCCAGACACUGCUCUGAGACUCCAGUCUAUUCUGUCACUUGCUGUCAUGCUGUAUUCUGGGAGAAGGUGGAAGGAAGGAGAGAGACCUGGGAGCAGCAGAGCAAGCUAUCCUGGCAACCGAGCCCUUCGAAUUUAGCCUCAAUGUACUCGGAGAUCCAAAGGGAGAGGGCAGACAUUGGGGGACUCAUGGCUCGGCCAGAGUAUAGAGAGUGGAAUCCAGAGCUCAUCAAACCCAAGAAGCUGCUGAACCCUGUGAAGGCCUCCCGAAGCCACCAGGAGCUACACCGGGAGCUGCUCAUGAACCACAGAAGGGGCCUGAGUGUGGACAGUAAGCCUGAGCUGCAGCGGGUCCUUGAGCACCGUCGCCGGAAUCAGCUGAUCAAGAAGAAGGAGGAGGAGCUGGAAGCCAAGCGGCUUCAGUGCCCCUUCAAGCAGGAGUUGCUGAGAAGGCAGCAGAGACUCAACCAGCUGGAAAACCCACCACAGAGAGAAGAGGACCACGCCCCUGAGUUCAUCAAAGUCCGGGAAAACCUGCGCAGAAUCACCACGGAGGAGAGAGCACUGUAGCGUUCCCUCCACUCAGCUCCUGACACUCACUCUGGCCCAGACCUCCUCCAGCCCUCCUGAACCAGAAGGCCCUGGCACAUGGUGAUGCGAGCAAGGCAGACCUGAGAGGCUGGCUGUCCCUGGGAAGCUAGGGACCUCCCACCCCAUAGGAAAGUCUCUGUACAGACUUGUCCUUCAGAGCACCUAGCCUCCCCGUGCUAAGAGGAAGUCACUGCCAGGAAAGACUUGCCCGAGGUGCCCUCCCUAAUCCGACUCACUGAGUAGGCUUCCUUAGCAGAAGUGGGAAGGAGGGCCAAGUGUCCCUCCAUUCUGUCCUAGCUUCCCUAACAAGCCCCUGCUUUGGGGAGCAUCUCAGCUCGGGCUUGACCUGAGGCCAAGAAUGUCUUGGAAACCACAGAGCAAAGAAGGGACCUGUCUGUGGCAAGGAAGGGCGUGGGAGGCCACAGCAGGCUGUGGCCAGGUGGGAGAAGUCCUAACCAAGGCAGCUUCAGGCCUUGCAGGCUUGCCUCAUGCUUCGGCCUUUUUCUUCCUGUCCUGCCCUCCCUGAAUUGCUGACCACAUCUCACCUCAGUGCUCCAGCUUCCAUCUUAGAACAGUGCAUUGCCAACUUUACUAUAUAUACAAAUCAGAGUCCUGUAAACAAUCUCUGGAAGCUUCAGGUCUAACACUCUCCCUGGGGAAGCCCAGGACACUGGUUUGAGUAGAUAGCUAGGCUGCAGCACGCAAGAGUGGUACAUUUUAGAAAUAUCCAACUCUCUUGGCUCCCUGGCCUGGAGGUCUCCAAUGCCAUCUCUAAAGCCCCCAAAAUCCUUCACUCACUAUACAUACCCUAACACACACACACACACACACACACACACACACACACACACACACACACACACACGGACCAUUGGCCUGGAAAACUCUAGCCUAGCAAAUCCAAAUGUUCUUGUGAUUGUAACUGCCAAUCUUCGGUCUUUACUGGUGUAACCACAAUACUUCUAGCCAAAAAAAAAAAAAAAAGAAAAGAAAAAAAAACUUAGCUUUUUGGAAAACAGAUA